Messenger RNA from Microthlaspi erraticum, 1197 nucleotides. The record is from the annotation of a GenBank genome assembly. NCBI's taxonomy places the organism in Eukaryota, Viridiplantae, Streptophyta, Magnoliopsida, Brassicales, Brassicaceae.
AUGUUCGUAUCUACGCAAGUACUGCCACCUCCAUAUAUCAGAAGUACUAUUGAGAAAACAGCCAAGUUUGUUUCCAAACACGGUUUGGAGUUUGAAACAAGGAUUAUAGCUUGUAACGUCAAGAGUUCUAUAUUCAAAUUUUUGAGCACCUCAGAUCCUUAUCAUGCCUUUUACCAACACAAACUUUCUGAAUAUCGAGCUCAGAAUCAAAAUGAAUCCGAGGCUACCAAUUUCAAUGAUGAAGAUGAAGAGUAUACAGUUAUACUUCCUGAAGGUAUCACGGACCAGGAGCUUGACACUAUUAAGUUCACAGUACAAGUUGUGGCGCGGAAUGGGAGAUCGUUUUUGGUGGAACUGACGAGAAGAGAGAUUGAUAAUAGUGAACAUCAUUUUCAUUUUAAGAAGGGAAUUCGUAGCAUUUUCAGUUUCGUCGAUGCUUUGGUGGCAAAUCAAGGAGAACACACAGAGUCCAGGGCCAAUGACCCUGAUGGUGUCUAUAGUUUUGAAGACGACCCUGUGGUUGGGAGGUUCAAUAGGUUCGGCACGGAGAUGUCAGCCAUGGUAUCUGCCUUGACACAAGUUGUUUCCGCUCGCUCUCUAACGUCUUAUUCAGUUGAGAGUACUCACUCUUCCUCCUCUUCCGUUGGACAUACGAGAGAAAGGCUUGGAAUCCGUUCAACUAUUCCCUUGUCGACAUCAUCAUUCGAUCGUGUAGAUUCUUCCCUUGGUCCUAUCGAAGAAUCAACAAGCAAAGUGUUACCGGAAGAAGCAAGAGAGAAAAGGAGAAGAUACAGAGGAGUAAGGCAAAGACCGUGGGGAAAAUGGGCAGCUGAGAUACGCGAUCCACAUAAAGCCGCUAGAGUUUGGCUUGGGACGUUCAACACAGCAGAAGCAGCCGCUAGAGCCUACGACGAGGCUGCACUCAGAUUCCGCGGAAGUAAAGCAAAGCUCAAUUUCCCAGAGGAUGCAAGGAUUCUUCCUCCUCCUCCUUCUCUUCUUCUUCCAUCAGCUGAAGCAGUGGCGGAUGAAGGAGGAGAGGAUCUAAGGGAUUAUGGGAGUACUUAUCCCGAGUUGUUGCAAAGCUCAGGCCAAAGGUCACUUUUCGGGGAAGGACAAGAAAAGAGUACCAAUGUAUUAGAACGCUCACCAGAAUCUGGUCCACGUUAUACUGAUGUUUCUAGAUCUUCCCCCGCCUAG